AUAAUGUUUUCAACUCUAGGAAAACAGGGCAAUUAUGAAUUGAAGUUUAGUGGUGAAAGUGUGAUACUUGCUGGUAGUGAUGUAAAACCAGGUGAAAAAAAUGUAGAAGAACAUAGUCUUAAUACGGUUGCUAGUGGUCGAAUUUCAUUGGAUCGUCGUACACGUGAUACAAGACAUGAAUGUAAAUACUAG
Messenger RNA from Didymodactylos carnosus, 192 nucleotides. NCBI's taxonomy places the organism in Eukaryota, Metazoa, Rotifera, Eurotatoria, Philodinida, Philodinidae. The record is from the annotation of a GenBank genome assembly.